GGUGUUUGCGAUUCCGAUUUGAUCGGUUGAAAUUUUUCCGAUGGUGGAUCAUUACCAAGUUCUAGGCGUUACGAGAAACGCGACGAAGAAGGAGGUUAAAGAUGCGUUUCGAAGAUUGGCGAUUAAGUAUCAUCCUGAUAAGCACGCUCAGUCUCCGGACCAUGUUCGUCGAAACGCCACCGUGCGGUUUAAGCUUGUAUCGGAGGCGUACGAAGUUUUGAAUGAUGAUCUGAAACGCGCGUCUUAUAACGCUGGUAGCGAUUCAGAUUGUUUUCGUCGUACGAGCGGAAUCGUCAGACCUCUAGCUUCAGCAGCGGAUUUGAUUCGACGUUUCGUUAUUUGACUACGCGAGCGUUUCUACUGAAUCUCGCAUUAGCUGGUGGUUUGUACUUUGCAUUUUCUGCGAUUGAUACAAGCGGAGAAACACUAUGGAAAAUGCGUAACUCAGGGAAAUCAUUCGAAGAAGCAAUGGAAUCAAUCGAGAAAUCAAAGUCACAUAAGGAUGAAGGGUGAAAGAGAGGAAGCAAAGCCGCUGGACUGAACAUAUAUCAUGAAGAGUAUUUAGAUAGGUUUUUAUUUUCUUGUAACGAAUAUUCAUCUCUCCAGAUAAUAUAAUCGAUUAUGAGAGAAGUCCUAGUACACGCAAUUGUAUCUGAGUGCAUAAUGGCAAGCAAAGAUGGGAUGUUCUAAUAAAACAAAUACUGUGUU
Messenger RNA from Arabidopsis arenosa, 708 nucleotides. The record is from the annotation of a GenBank genome assembly. Lineage: Eukaryota; Viridiplantae; Streptophyta; Magnoliopsida; Brassicales; Brassicaceae.